CUACUCCAUCUGAUGAUACCAACUUCCCCCUCGUCGUCGUCCUACUCCUCCUCCUCCUCGUUCUCGCUCGAUUGCCUGCCUCUUCGUCCUCACUCUCUCGCCAUCCAAACCCUCGAGUCCAUAGCGAGAUAGUAGUUGGAGAGAUUAGGGGAAGAGGAGCGGCGGCGGUAGCGGGCGAGAGCCAUGGGGCUGUGCCAUGGCAAAAUCAUGUCCUUCGCCGAGGACGGUCGUCACCGCGAGUACAACGGUGGAACCGGGGCUCGCGGCGCACCCGCGACCCCACACCGCAAGAGCAGGAGCCGCCCCGCCACGCCCGUCAGCUUCUCUUCGACCGGCACCGACGCCAUCGCGUGGCUCAGCCCGUACCCGCAAGACUCCGCCAGCCCCCUCCCCACCGGGGUCUCCCCCUCUCCUGCUAGGUCCACUCCGCGGCGAUUCUUCCGCCGGCCCUUCCCGCCGCCGUCCCCGGCGAAGCCUAUAAAAGCCUCCCUCGCGGAGCGCCAGGGCCUGCCGAAGCCAAAGGAGGGUCCGAUCCCCGAGGACGGGACUGAGGAGGUGGAGAGGUCUCUGGAUAAGAACUUCGGGUAUGGCAAGAACCUCGGGGCGAAGUAUGAGCUGGGGAAGGUGGUCGGGAGGGGACAUUUUGGGCACACGUGCUUCGCCACGGCCAAGAAAGGGGAUAUCGAGGGCCAGCGUGUUGCAGUCAAGAUAAUCUCGAAAGCUAAGAUGACAACACCAAUAUCGAUUGAAGAUGUUCGUAGGGAGGUCAAAAUCUUGAAAGCUUUGUCUGGGCAUAAGAAUCUUGUCAAAUUUUAUGAUGCAUGUGAGGAUGCACUUAAUGUCUACAUAGUAAUGGAAUUAUGUGAAGGUGGAGAAUUAUUAGAUAGAAUUCUACGCAGAGGUGGAAGGUACACAGAGGAGGAUGCAAAGGAAAUUGUUGUUCAAAUACUGAGUGUAGUUGCCUUUUGUCAUCUUCAAGGUGUUGUGCAUCGUGAUCUAAAGCCAGAGCAGAAUUUUCUUUUCACCACUAAAGAUUGGAAUGAUCCCAUGAAGUUGAUUGAUUUUGGUCUUUCUGAUUUUAAUAAACCAGAUGAAAGACUUAAUGAUAUUGUUGGAAGUGCAUACUAUGUUGCCCCUGAGGUCCUACAUAGAUCAUACAGUAUGGAGGCAGAUAUUUGGAGUAUUGGUGUUAUAACCUAUAUCUUGUUGUGUGGUAGUAGACCUUUCUGGGCACGGACAGAAUCAGGAAUUUUUCAUGCUGUUCUGACAGCUGAUCCCAACUUUGAUGAUUCGCCUUGGCCAGAUGCGUCUUCAGAAUCUAAAGAUUUUGUUAAAAGGCUUUUGAAUAAGGAUUAUAGAAAAAGAAUAUCAGCUGCACAAGCUUUGACACACCCUUGGUUGCGAGAUAAAUGUUGGCAACUUCCUCUGGACAUACUGAUAUACAAGUUAAUCAAGUCAUAUCUUCGUGCCACACCUCUCAAACGAGCUGCAUUGAGGGCACUAUCCAAAGCUGUAACAGAGGAUGAGCUGUUCUAUCUGAGGUUGCAGUUCAAGCUGUUAGACCCAAAUAAAGAUGGUCACGUAUCCCUUCAAAACUUUCGGAUGGCACUAAUGCAAAAUGCAACAGAAGCAAUGAGGGAGUCCAGGGUAUUUGACAUUCUGAAUUCGAUGAAGCCACUCUCAAACAGAACCAUGGACUUUGAGGAAUUUUGUGCUGCUGCAAUCAGUCCCUAUCACCUUGAGGCUUUGGAUAACUGGGGACAGAUAGCUAGCACAGCCUUCGAGUUUUUUGAACGGGAGGGUAACCGAGUCAUUUCUGUUCAGGAACUGGCCCAGGAGUUAAAGAUUCCUCCAAGUUCUUAUUCUGUUCUGAAAGCCUGGAUUAGACCUGAGGAUGACAAGUUAAGUUUUAUUGGAUACACCAAAUACAUACAUGGCAUCACUAUACGUGGUUCAAACGCGAGAGGUUGCUAGAUUCUGCAACCACUGAUGUAGCUCUUUCUGAUGUUGGCCAACUCAAUAUAGAGCAUGCCGUUUAACCACUCCUUUUCUCUGUGUUUGUUGAUUAAUGUGGCAUAAAAGCUCUUGUAGAGAAUGCAUGUAUAGAUAGAUUUGCAGUGAACGCUGAAGUGAAAGCUUCUAGGGCAUAUAUGUCGUCUCUUAUCCAGUUUGCCCUCUGUUGCUGUGUCAUAUUGUCUAUUUCAGUCUUAUUUCUUCUAAAGGAACUUGUAUCGUCUCUCUU
Molecule: messenger RNA, 2242 nt
Organism: Musa acuminata subsp. malaccensis (wild Malaysian banana)
Lineage: Eukaryota; Viridiplantae; Streptophyta; Magnoliopsida; Zingiberales; Musaceae
Product: CDPK-related kinase 3
Biological process (GO): peptidyl-serine phosphorylation; intracellular signal transduction; protein autophosphorylation
Cellular component (GO): cytoplasm; nucleus
Molecular function (GO): calcium/calmodulin-dependent protein kinase activity; calcium-dependent protein serine/threonine kinase activity; calcium ion binding
Source: RefSeq, a predicted model, not a curated record